Messenger RNA from Melopsittacus undulatus (budgerigar), 9486 nucleotides. RefSeq names its product APC regulator of WNT signaling pathway (gene APC). Gene Ontology annotation, biological process: cell fate specification; cell migration; negative regulation of canonical Wnt signaling pathway. The coding region runs from base 21 to 8594 and encodes 2857 amino acids. NCBI's taxonomy places the organism in Eukaryota, Metazoa, Chordata, Aves, Psittaciformes, Psittaculidae. The transcript is spliced from 15 exons. Gene Ontology annotation, cellular component: catenin complex; cytoplasmic microtubule; beta-catenin destruction complex. The record is from RefSeq and is a predicted model, not a curated record. Gene Ontology annotation, molecular function: gamma-catenin binding; microtubule binding; beta-catenin binding.
AGGGCUGAGGCUAGCCCAGGAUGGCUGCAGCUUCAUAUGAUCAGCUGUUAAAGCAGGUUGAGGCAUUGAAGAUGGAGAACUCUAACCUUCGGCAAGAGCUAGAGGAUAACUCAAAUCACCUAACAAAACUGGAAACUGAGGCAUCUAAUAUGAAGGAGGUGCUGAAACAGCUACAAGGAAGUAUUGAAGAUGAGGCAGUGGCAUCUUCUGGACAAAUUGACUUACUGGAACGACUUAAAGAACUGAACUUGGAAAGUACCAACAACCCUGGAGUGAGGUUACGGCCAAAGGUGUCUGUGCGUUCGUCGGGGAGCCGGGAAGGGUCUGUGUCAAGCCGUUCAGGAGAGUGCAGUCCUGUUCCUAUGGGAUCAUUUCCAAGAAGAGGAUUUAUGAAUGGAAGCAGAGAAAGCACUGGUUAUUUAGAAGAGCUAGAAAAGGAGAGAUCUCUUUUGCUUGCGGAGCUUGAGAAGGAAGAGAAAGAGAAGGACUGGUAUUACGCCCAGCUUCAGAACUUGACUAAAAGGAUUGAUAGUCUCCCCCUUACUGAAAAUUUCUCCUUGCAAACAGAUAUGACCAGAAGGCAGUUGGAGUAUGAGGCAAGGCAAAUCAGAGCUGCAAUGGAAGAACAGCUAGGUACUUGUCAGGACAUGGAGAAGCGAGCACAGGCAAGGGUGGCAAGAAUUCAGCAAAUAGAGAAGGACAUUCUCCGUAUACGACAACUUCUACAAUCACAAGCAGCUGAAGCAGAGAGAGCACCCCAAACCAAGCAUGAUGCAGGUUCCCAUGAAAGAGAGAGGCAGAAUGAAGGUCAAGGAGCAGCAGAAAUCAGCGUGGCAACUAGCAGUACUGUUCAGGGUUCUGCUGCACGAAUGGACCACGAGACCACCAGUGUUAUGAGCUCUAGUAAUAACUAUCCUGUUCCUCGCAGACUGACAAGUCAUCUGGGUACCAAGGUGGAAAUGGUGUAUUCUUUGUUAUCAAUGCUUGGUACUCAUGAUAAAGAUGACAUGUCAAGAACAUUGCUAGCAAUGUCUAGCUCACAGGACAGCUGCAUAGCCAUGCGUCAGUCUGGAUGUCUUCCUCUCCUCAUCCAGCUUUUACAUGGCAACGAUAAAGACUCUGUCUUGUUAGGAAACUCUCGUGGUAGUAAAGAGGCCCGUGCCAGAGCCAGCGCAGCACUGCAUAACAUCAUUCACUCCCAACCUGAUGAUAAGCGAGGCAGACGGGAAAUUCGCGUGCUCCAUCUUUUGGAGCAGAUCCGUGCUUACUGUGAAACGUGUUGGGAAUGGCAGGAAGCACAUGAACAAGGAAUGGACCAAGACAAAAACCCAAUGCCUGCUCCAGUCGAUCAUCAGAUCUGUCCUGCAGUGUGUGUUUUGAUGAAACUUUCAUUUGAUGAAGAACACAGGCAUGCAAUGAAUGAGCUUGGUAAGACCAAAUGUAUUCCUCUGACUUCCUGUGAGGAGAUUGCUGGAAAUGGAGGUUUGCAGGCCAUUGCUGAACUGCUGCAAGUGGAUUGUGAAAUGUAUGGGCUUACAAGUGAUCACUAUAGUAUUACCUUAAGGAGGUAUGCUGGAAUGGCGCUGACAAACUUGACAUUUGGAGAUGUGGCAAACAAGGCUACAUUAUGUUCCAUGAAGGGCUGCAUGAGAGCUCUCGUAGCCCAACUGAAAUCUGAAAGUGAAGACUUACAGCAGGUCAUUGCAAGUGUGUUAAGGAACUUGUCGUGGCGAGCAGAUGUAAACAGCAAGAAGACUCUAAGAGAAGUUGGAAGUGUGAAAGCAUUGAUGGAAUGCGCUUUAGAAGUUAAGAAGGAAUCCACCCUAAAAAGUGUUCUGAGUGCCUUAUGGAAUUUGUCAGCACACUGUACUGGGAACAAAGCUGAUAUAUGUGCUGUUGAUGGUGCUCUUGCAUUUUUAGUUAGCACACUGACAUACCGGAGCCAAACAAACACUUUAGCUAUCAUAGAAAGCGGAGGAGGAAUAUUAAGAAAUGUUUCUAGCUUAAUUGCUACUAAUGAGGACCACAGGCAAAUCCUGAGAGAGAACAGCUGCUUACAAACAUUGUUACAACAUUUGAAGUCACACAGUUUGACAAUAGUCAGUAAUGCAUGUGGGACCUUGUGGAAUCUUUCUGCAAGGAAUGCAAAAGAUCAGGAAGCACUGUGGGACAUGGGAGCCGUAAGCAUGCUGAAAAAUCUCAUUCACUCCAAGCACAAAAUGAUAGCCAUGGGUAGUGCUGCCGCAUUAAGAAAUCUCAUGGCAAACAGGCCAGCAAAAUAUAAGGAUGCCAACAUUAUGUCUCCAGGAUCAAGCUUACCGUCUCUUCAUGUCAGAAAACAAAAGGCACUGGAAGCAGAAUUAGAUGCUCAGCAUUUAUCGGAGACUUUUGACAACAUAGAUAAUUUAAGCCCAAAAGCAUCUCACCGUAAUAAGCAGAGACAUAAGCAAAAUAUAUACAGUGAGUAUGUAUUGGACUCAAGUCGGCAUGAUGAUGGUGUAUAUAGAUCAGAGAGUUUUAAUGCUAAUAAUGUGUCUGUACUUUCACCAUAUUUAAAUACUACAGUAUUGCCUGGCUCCUCCUCUUCCAGUAGAGGAAACAUAGAAAAUCCUCGAGCCGAGAAAGACAGAAGUCUCGACAGGGAGCGAGCAGUAGGCUUAAAUACCUAUCAUCCAGCUCCAGAGAAUGCUGGGAAUUCCUCUAAGAGAAUGGGAAUGCAGAUUUCUAUUGCUGCAGCUCAGAUCACCAAAGUUAUGGAAGAAGUGACAACAAGUGUGCAUAUUCCACAAGAAGACAAAAGUUCUGUUUCCACUUCUGAAAUGCACUGUUUGACAGAAGAUAGAAAUGCCCCGAGGAGAUCAACCACUGCUCAUACUCACUCAAAUACAUACUUCCCUAAAUCUGAGAAUUCAAACAGGACAUGUCCUGUGCCAUAUGCAAAAAUGGAAUACAAGAGAGCUUCAAAUGAUAGUUUAAAUAGUGUCAGCAGUAGUGAUGGCUAUGGUAAAAGAGGCCAAAUGAAACCUUCUGUUGAAUCUUACUCUGAAGAUGAUGAAAGUAAAUUUUGUAGUUAUGGUAAAUAUCCAGCUGACCUGGCACAUAAGAUUCAUAGUGCAAACCAUAUGGAUGACAAUGAUGGAGAGCUAGACACUCCUAUUAAUUACAGUCUUAAAUACUCAGAUGAACAGUUGAAUUCUGGAAGGCAGAGUCCCUCUCAGAAUGAAAGAUGGACAAGGCCUAAGCAUAUAGUAGAUGAUGAAAUGAAGCAAAAUGAACAAAGGCAGUCAAGGAGCCAAAAUGCAGCCUACCCUGUGUACACUGAAAGUGGAGAUGAUAAACACAUGAAAUAUCAGUCACCUUUUGGACAGCAGGAGUGUGUUUCUUCCUUUAGGUCAAGAGGAUCCAGUGGUUCAGAUCCGAACAGGGUAGGCUCAACUCUUGGAAUAAGUCAGAAAGUAAACCAGUCUUUGUGUCAGGUAGAUGAUUAUGAUGAUGAUAAACCAACCAAUUACAGUGAACGUUAUUCUGAGGAGGAGCAACAUGAAGAGGAAGACAGACCAACUGAUUACAGCAUACAGUACAAUGAAGAGGAACAUCAUGUUGAUCAGCCUAUUGAUUAUAGUUUAAAAUACUCAACAGAAGUUCCUCCUUCUCAGAAGCCAUCUUUUACUUUUCCAAAGACUUCUUCAGUGCAGCACAGUAAAUCUGACCAUAUUUCCUCAAGCAGUGGGAGCACAUCAGCCCCCUCAGCUUGCUCAAAGAGACAGAACCAGCUUCACCCAAAUUCUGCACAGAGCAGAGGUGGUCAUGCACAAAAGACUGCCUCCUGUAAAACUCCCUCUAUUAAUCAGGAAACUAUACAAACCUACUGCGUGGAAGAUACCCCAAUAUGUUUUUCAAGAUGUAGUUCUUUGUCGUCUUUGUCAUCAGCUGAAGAUGAAAUAGGACGUGAUCAAUCCACACGUGUGACAGAAGCUAGUAACACAUUACAGAUAUCAGAACUGAAGGAAAACAGUGGGGCUUUAUCUGCAGGGGGUGCAGUAAAUGAAAGCUCAUCAACAUCGCAAAAUAUCAGAACAAAAUCUAGUAGACUUCAGACUUCCAGUUUGUCUCCUUCUGACUCUGCUAGACAUAAAGUUGAAUUUUCUUCAGGUGCCAAAUCUCCCUCAAAGAGUGGUGCACAGACUCCUAAAAGCCCACCAGAACAUUAUGUGCAGGAAACACCACUCAUGUUCAGUAGAUGUACUUCUGUAAGUUCCCUUGAUAGCUUUGAAAGCCGUUCAAUUGCUAGUUCAGUUCAAAGUGAGCCUUGCAGUGGAAUAGUAAGUGGUAUUAUAAGUCCCAGUGACCUUCCAGACAGCCCUGGACAAACAAUGCCUCCAAGCAGAAGUAAAACACCACCUCCUGCUCAGGGAGUUCAAGGGAAAAGAGAUGUAGCUAAAGGCAAAAUACCUAGUGCAGAAAAGAGAGAGCCUGGUCCUAGACAGGCAGCUGUAAAUGCAGCUGUUCAAAGAGUUCAGGUACUGCCAGAUGCUGAUACACUAUUGCAUUUUGCUACAGAAAGCACACCAGACGGCUUUUCUUGCUCUUCUAGCCUGAGUGCUCUGAGUCUUGAUGAGCCAUUUAUACAGAAAGAUGCAGAGCUAAGAAUAAUGCCUCCAGUUCAUGAAAAUGAGCAUGGAAAUGAAGCAGAACCUGAACAGUCAGAUGAUACAAAGGAUAGUCAAGAGGAGAAAUCAGAGAAGCCUGUUGAGGCAGAAAAAGACAUUCUGGAUGAUUCUGAUGAUGAUAUUGAAAUACUGGAAGCAUGUAUUAUAUCUGCAAUGCCAACAAAGUCUUCACGUAAAGCCAAAAAGCCUUCUCAAGCGUCUGCUCCAAAAAUACCUCCUCCUGUAGCCAGAAAGCCCAGCCAGUUGCCAGUUUACAAACUUUUGCCUUCACAAAGCAGAUUGCAAUCCCAAAAGCACGUGAGUUUUACACCAGGAGAUGAUAUGCCACGGGUAUAUUGUGUUGAGGGCACACCAAUAAACUUCUCAACAGCUACAUCUCUGAGUGAUCUCACAAUAGAAUCACCUCCGAGUGAGUUGGUCAAUGCAGACAGUGUGGGUACAGGAGUGGAGUCUGGGGAAUUUGAAAAUCGAGACACUAUUCCUACAGAAGGUAGAAGUACUGAUGAUUGUCAGACAGCAAAAAAUUCAGUCAUGACUCCCUCAGGCCUGGAUGAUGACAAAACAGAAGAGGGUGAUAUUCUGGCUGAAUGCAUUAACUCAGCUAUGCCAAAAGGAAAAAGUCACAAACCUUUCAGAGUGAAGAAGAUAAUGGAUCAAAUUCAACAGGCAUCUUCAUCUCUAAGUAAUAAAAGCCAACCAGAAGGUGAGAAAAAGAAGCCAACAUCACCAGUAAAGCCUGUACCCCAAAAUGAUGAAUACAGAGCACGUAUAAGAAAAACCACAGAGCCUAAAAGCAGUAUUAAUAAUGAAAGAAGCUAUCCAGAGAACAGAGACACAAAGAAACAGAAUCUUAAAAAUAAUGCAAGAGAUUUUAAUGACAAAUUGCCAAAUAAUGAAGAGCGUGUAAGAGGAAGCUUUUCAUUUGAUUCCCCUCAUCAUUAUACACCUAUUGAGGGAACUCCUUACUGUUUUUCACGGAAUGAUUCUCUGAGUUCUUUAGAUUUUGAUGAUGAUGAUGAUGUUGACCUUUCAAGGGAGAAGGCAGAAUUAAGAAAAGUAAAAGAAACAAAGGAAACAGAAACUAAAGACUGCACUAAUCCAGAACAGUCUUCAAAUCAGCAGCCAAGUAACAGAACACCUGUUUGUCAAAAAAACACAACAGGCAGAAGCCAAGCCAAAACUUUCUCACAGUCAGCUAAAGAGAUUCCAGACAGAGGAGCAGCUACAGAUGAGAAGAUGCAGGAUUUUGCUAUUGAAAACACACCUGUUUGUUUUUCUCGCAAUUCAUCUCUUAGUUCCCUCAGUGAUAUUGAUCAAGAAAACAAUAACAACAAAGAAGGGGAACCUGUAAAAUCUACUGAGGCUCCUGAUUCACAGAUAGAAUCAAAUAGACCACCAACUUCUGGUUAUGCACCUAAAUCAUUUCAUGUGGAAGAUACUCCUGUAUGUUUCUCUAGAAAUAGCUCUCUGAGUUCUCUUAGUAUUGACUCAGAAGAUGACCUUUUGCAGGAAUGCAUAAGUUCUGCUAUGCCUAAAAAGAAAAAACCAUCAAGAAUUAAGAUUGAAAGUGAAAAAAAUAAUUCCAGAAAUACAGGUAGUAUACUGGCAGAAGAUCUAACACUGGAUUUGAGAGAGAUACAGAGGCUGGAUUCAGAACAUGGUUUCUCACCUGAUUCAGAGAACUUUGACUGGAAAGCUAUACAAGAAGGUGCAAAUUCUAUAGUUAGUAGCUUGCAUCAAGCUGCGGCUGCUGCAUCGCUGUCUAGACAAGCUUCAUCAGACUCUGAUUCUAUCCUUUCAUUAAAAUCUGGUAUUUCUUUAGGGUCACCAUUUCAUCUUACCCCAGACCAAGAAGAAAAACCUUUCACUAGUAAUAAAGGUCCAAGAAUUCUUAAGCCAGGAGAGAAGAGUACACUGGAGUCUAAAAAAGCAGAAUCCGAAAGUAGGGGAAUCAAAGGAGGGAAGAAAGUGUAUAAAAGUAUAAUUACAGGAAAAGCUCACUCCAGUUCAGAAGUUUCAAGCCAGUUGAAGCAGCCACAACAGACAAGUGUGCCUUCAAUUUCACGUGGUAGGACAAUGAUUCAUAUUCCAGGAGUUCGAAAUAGUUCUUCAAGUACUAGUCCUGUUUCCAAAAAAGGUCCCCCAUUCAAAAGCACAAACUCCAAGAGUCCCAGUGAAGGCCAAGGUUUGACUAGUUCUCCAAGAGGAGUCAAGUCAUCAGUGAAAUCUGAGCCAGCUCCUGUAACUAGGCAGCCAUCAGGGUUGAACCAGAGUGGGUCAAGUAAAGGGCCUUCUAGAUCAGGAUCUAGAGAUUCUACUCCUUCUAGACCUCAACAGCAGCCAUUAAGUAGGCCUCUGCAGUCUCCAGGCCGAAACUCUAUUUCCCCAGGAAGAAAUGGUAUAAGUCCUCCCAACAAACUGUCACAGUUGCCAAGGACAUCAUCUCCUAGCACAGCUUCCACUAAAUCUUCAAGUUCAAGUAGAAUGUCAUAUACAUCACCAGGCAGGCAGAUGAGCCAGCAAAACCUUACAAAGCAAACUGCCUUACCUAAGAGUACCAGUAGCAUUCCACGAAGUGAGUCCACUUCAAAGGGGUUAAACCAAGCUCUCAACAGUGGAGGAUCAAACAGAAAGACUGACUUAUCCAGAAUGUCAUCUACAAAAUCAAGUGGAAGUGAGUCUGACAGAUCUGAGAGACCUGUUCUUGUUCGUCAGUCAACUUUUAUUAAAGAAGCUCCAAGCCCGACCCUGAGGCGGAAAUUAGAAGAGUCAGCCUCAUUUGAAUCUCUGUCUCCUUCCAGGCCAGAUUCUCCCACAAGGUCCCAACUACAGACCCCAGUUUUAAGUCCAUCUCUUCCUGAUAUGUCUUCAUCCACUCAUGCAACUGCCCAGGCUAGUGGUUGGCGAAAAUUACCCCCUAAUAUGAGCCCUUCUACAGAAUAUGAUGGGAGACAAGCAAAACGUCAUGAUAUAGCUCGUUCUCAUUCUGAGAGUCCAUCUAGAUUGUUGAUCAGUAGGUCAGGAACAUGGAAGCGUGAGCAUAGUAAGCAUUCCUCAUCACUUCCUCGUGUAAGCACUUGGCGAAGAACAGGAAGUUCCUCCUCAAUUUUGUCAGCUUCGUCAGAAUCCAGUGAAAAGGCAAAAAGUGAAGAUGAAAAACAACAUGUAAGUUCUCUUUCUGGACACAAGCAAUGUAAAGAAAGCCAAGCACCAACAAAAGGUACUUGGAGAAAAAUAAAAGAAAGCGAAAUUCCUCAGAUAAUGAAUGAUCCUCAGCAUUCUUCCUCAGGUGCCACAAGUGGCUCUGAUUCCAAAAGUCUUAUCUAUCAGAUGGCACCAGCUGUCUCUAAGACUGAGGAUGUGUGGGUAAGGAUAGAGGACUGCCCAAUUAACAAUCCUCGAUCUGGAAGGUCCCCAACUGGAAAUACUCCUCCUGUUAUUGACAGCGUUUUGGAGAAAGGGGGUGUGAGUGGUAAAGAUUCUAAAGAGAUUCAAGAAAAACAGACCCCAGGGAAUGGAGCUGUUCCAGUUCGUACCAUUGGUUUAGAAAACCGUCUGAACUCUUUCUUUCAGAUGGAUAGUCCUGAUAAGAAAGGCACUGAAACAAAGCCUCUGCAGAAUAAUCCUGUUCCUACACCAGAAAAUAAUGAAAAUACUGUAAGUGAGCGUACACCAUUCAGCUCCAGUAGCUCAAGCAAACAUAGCUCUCCCAUCGGUGCUGUUGCAGCAAGAGUGACUCCUUUCAACUACAAUCCAAGCCGCAGGAAGAGUAGUGUGGACAACAGCUCUGCUCGGCCAUCACAAAUACCAACACCCGUAAAUAACAGCACAAAGAAACGUGACUCCAAGUCCGAAAAUCCAGAUUCAAGUGGAACUCAGAGUCCUAAACGUCACUCUGGCUCUUACCUGGUAACUUCUGUUUAAGUGCAACAAAAAUAAAACUGAUGUAUUAUAUACAGCAGCUAUUUAGAAGUUUUGUUUCAAAUGAAACUUUAAAACAAUGGGGAUUGAUUUUUUUGUUGUUCUUACUUGUAAAUAGGUUUGAUUAUUAUUAGAGAGUCCUUGUUCUGGAAGCCAUAUCUAAUAGUGUACUUUGUCUCCACUGGUAAUAUUUUGGAGGAAUAUCUGAUGGACAGUUUGGAAUAAACUUGCUAACACAGUGUCUUUGUACAUUAUGUUUAACAUGUAUUUAAUUAGCAUCCCAUCCCAUAAUCCUUUAAAUAUUGCUUGCCAUUGAAAUCAUGUAACAUUGCAGAUAGAGUUGAUACAGUCAUACAGCUGCAUUGCUUUGUCAAUCAUUUUUUGAUUGCAGACUGGCUAAACUACAUCAGGGAAGAAUUGGUAUUAUUUAUGCAAAAAAGUAUACUCAGUAUUUGUGAGUCCAUCUAACCCAAUAAUUAAUCAUGUGGCUGUGAAAUUCACAGUAAUAUGGUUUCUGCUGAACAAGCUCUCCCAGCCUGCUUUUCUGCAUGAAUGGAACUGAUGGUUUAUUUUCUGAAGUAAUGAUUAACAUUUCUGUGGUCACAUAAUGUGCAUAGCUAGUUAUGGUGUAACUAUUUACACUUCCUUUGUGCUCUGGCAAAAAAAAUAAAAAAAAAAAAAGGAAAAAUGCGUAACUGUAAAACCUUGAACAAAAUUAUUUUACCUGAAUUAGAUUUUAUCUUAAAGUAGAUAGAAACUUUUUGCUAUGCUGUAACUUGUUGUAUAUUCUGGUAUUUGAGGUGAGAUGGCUGCUCUUUUAUUAAUGAGACAUGGGGGUGAUGUCUCAACAGAGACUAAAAUGAACAUUUCAGAAUAAAUUAUUACUGUAUGUAAA